Molecule: messenger RNA, 4663 nt
Organism: Columba livia (rock pigeon)
Lineage: Eukaryota; Metazoa; Chordata; Aves; Columbiformes; Columbidae
Gene: ERICH5
Product: glutamate rich 5
Exons: 4
Coding region: 125-763 (212 amino acids)
Source: RefSeq, a predicted model, not a curated record
CACCAUCGCCAGGGCCAACCCUGCACCCCUGCCCCCGGCUCCGCCACUCGGUGCUGCACGGCGGCACCUCCAGCCCCUCCUUACCCCGCCCCGGGCCGGGCAGUCGGGAAGCGACCGCAGCGCCAUGGGCUGCUCCAGCAGCGCCCGCAGCCGCCUCCCGGAGCCGCCGCCCCCCGGAGCCGCCGCCGGGCCGCCGCUGCGGGCAUCAUCAGGUGAGAACACCCAAACUGCAGACGAUCAUGAAACCAUAGCUGACCAAACGCAGUUGGACCCGUUGGAGGAUGUGAGUCUUGCCUCUGAGGAGACAAACCCGGGUGAGCAUCCGCCAGGAGAGGAGCCUGCAGCCGUGGUUCCAGCCCUGGAAGGAAAGAUUGAUUCGGUCGGUAAAAGGGAGGAGCCAGAGGGCACUGAGCCCCUGCCUGCAGGAGCGGAGGAGACCUCUGAGCUGCCAUCUGUGAGGCGGGAGGAGAGCAUUGGUCCUUCACCACCAGCACCAGGAGAAGACACUGGGUCACCAUCACCAGGACCAGCAGAGGACAGUGGGCUGGUAGAGGGCAGUGACAGCUCUGUAGUGGAAAUCAUCGAGAAAGUACAUAUUACUGAAGAGGACCACCUCAUUGAGGGUGAGAUGGGAGAACAGGUGGAAACUGAGCUGCUGAGUGAGUUAGUAAGUGGAGGGCCUGAAACAAAAGAAGAUGAAACAGGAGAAGCUGUGGAUGAUGCAGCAGCGACAGAGAUAGAGACAGCUAAUAACAAGGAAUAGAAGUUAUGUCUCUAUGACCAUCCUCAUCCUGGGCCUGCUCUUCUGUCCACAUGAACACUUUUAAAUUUUAUUGGGUUGGGAAAAUAGAAAAGCUUCUAUGGAUUGAGCCACAAGCCACAGACAAGAGGCAUCAGAAAAAGUUUUGUAUAAUAUGUAUUUUUUGAAGUCAAGCUGCCAAGGCUCCAAGUGUUUGAAAUACCUGAACUUUCACCUUCCUGCUCCAGAGGGCCUUCCGUACACAGCUAGCACAGGAGGACAAUUUUCCAAUGGCAGUGUGACCAUUCGGUUUUCAAUUAGGAUUUUUUCCAGGUUCAGAUAACUAGCUUCAAACCUUCAAAACUUUAAACCAGCAUUCUAUAGGGUAAAGAAUACAGUGUAGCUUUUUUGUUGUUGUUUAAUGGUAGUAUGCAGGCAAUUUCUUGGGUGCCUGUACUACCACUGUAUGGAGCUGCUGAAGUGUAAAGCAUGUAGAGGACUGGAAGAUCAAAGUGCCCAUCUACCAGGCUGUAACUAAAUGCAGAGGUUAUUCUUCCGGAAAAUGGAACAUAGACAAGGUGCAACGUUCAAGAACCAACUGGGUGUUUGCUGCUCGCUCUCCAUUUUUAACACAAUUUUAUUGCACAGCUAGUAAUACAACAUAUGUGGUGGCUUUUGCAAAAACAGGGAAAAGAGGACAUUUUUAACUAUGAGUUGGAUGUUUCAGGCUUAUGGAUUCUAGCAUCCUUAAAAUAUAAAGAUAACUUCACGGCUGUUAGCAUUCAUCAUGAUUAUUAACCUGUCAUUAGCUGUGUAACUCCUCAUACACAUUUGUAGCUUCUAAAAUAGAUUUCUAACCAGAGACAUAUAUAAGCCUGUUCCCAAAUGAGAAGUCCUCUAGUAUAUUUCCCUGUAAUGCUGUCCUCCAGAAGAAGUAAGCUAUCAGGGACUGUCUUGGUUAUUUUCCAAAAUGCUAAAUAAUCAUUUUGGAGCUGAAGAUGCGUGGCAAAGCUUGCAAACAAAUUUCCUGUGAAAACAGGCCCUGAAUAUAAUUGGUGUUAUGGAUCAGACAGAGAAAAGAAAUUUGUUCUGAUGGUGAAUGUUGCAAAGGCACGACACAUCAUUAUUGGGGUCUGUGUUUACAGGAUUCUCUGGCAUAAAGAGAUAAGGUCAGUUAUCUAAAAAUGACAAGCACAUGUUGGUAUUUUAUUAGCUUUAUUGUAUAAAAGGGCUUCACAACAUUUUUACAGUCACCAGAAAAUUAUACAAAUCCCCUGUAUGAGCUAAUUUUUGUGCUGCAUGUGCACAUCUGACCCCAGCUAACUUCAGUUUGUAUUAAAUAAUCUAAUUUAUAUCCUUGGCCUAUCAGCCUUUUCUAUAAGCUGAUAUUCCUUGGCUAAAUCACUAAAUCUAAGGUUUUCUGCUUAUCAGCACUCUUACAAACUUGUCAGCAUAAUUUAAUACCAGCUUCAUUUAAUGUUAGGAAACACCAUGAACUUAUAGAACCAAAAUGCAUACUUUUUUUUUUUAUUUUUAGGAUUUUUUGGUAGGUGGAUGUUGCAGAGUUUUUAUUUUCACUAGCCUUCUAUAACCACAGAAUCACAGAAUGUUAGGGAUUGGAAGGGACCUCAGAAGAUCAUCUAGUCCAAUCCCCCUGCCGGAGCAGGAACGCCUAGGUGAGGUUACACAGGAACAUGUCCAGGCGGGUUUUGAAUGUCUCCAGAGAAGGAGACUCCACAACCCCCCUGGGCAGCCUGUUCCAGUGCUCUGUCACCCUCACUGAGAAGUUUCUUCUCAUAUUUAAGUGGAACCUCUUGUGUUCCAGUUUGAACCCAUUACCCCUUGUCCUAUCAUUGGUUGUCACCGAGAAGAGCCUGGCUCCAUCCUCAUGACACUCACCCUUUAUAUAUUUGUAAACAUUAAUAAGGUCACCCCACAGUCUCCUCUUCUCCAAGCUAGAGACCCAGCUCCCUCAGCCUUUCCUCAUAAGGGAGAUGCUCCACGCCCUUAAUCAUCUCUGUUGCCCUGUGCUGGACUCUUUCCAGCAGUUCCCUGUUCUUCUUGAACUGAGGGGCCCAGAACUGGACACGAUAUUCCAGGUGUGGUCUCACCAGGGUGAUAGAAGUUGGGGGCACAGCCAGGGCCCAGGAAGCCCCAAGAACUUCCGCCAUCAGCUGCAUCUCAUGGCUGGUUUCCUUCUGCAAGCUGGGAAUUCAGCUCAGGCACCAUCACAGCCCAGCUCCCAAACACAGGCCAUGAAAUCAGUGGGGCAGCCCUACUGACUUCAUGCAAGUUGCAUGUUAGAUCAUAAGCUCCAGUUUGACCAGCUACGCUGGACAAUUUGAAAGCAUAAACCAUGAGGAGUCCUGUGUCAGAGAUCAGUAGUAUUAACAGCAACAGAGGAGACAGCACUUGGAAAUAGAAUAUGAAGAUACAAGGGAGUCAAGAUAACCUGCUCACCUCAGAGCACCUCUUUCUGCCACUGUUGUUAUAGGGCAGACAGAUGGCAAUAUAUGUUCUUACCUCACUGUUCGACUUUUUCAAAUCAUUAAGCAACGCUUAUUGGAAACAAGAGGAGUAUAAGCCAGGUAAUGACUCAACAGUGUCAGCCCUUCACAGUCAUCUUCAGUCCUUACAUAUUCUGUGAUUACAACAUAUUAAAGCUAUUUUGCUUUUUCCUUUCUAAAAUAUGAAAUAUGCUUGACACUGUACUAAACAUUAAAUGCUAAAUCACUUAAAUUGCCACAAGAUCAGAAUUUGGCUGCUAGAUGUAUGCUAAACACUCCUGCCUACUUGGGGGCCCGGUGUGCCUGGUCUGUGAGCUACCAAAGCACAUACUAUGCAUAAAGGGCCAAAAGGUGUGUGAUUAUUUGCCUCUGCAAACCUGCAGGCAUCACCGAGAUUGACAAGGGCAGAAAUUAGUCUGUGGUUCAAAGAGCUUUCUCAUGUUAAAGGCUGAGAAGUGGUUAUGCUCCUAUGUCUGUAUUUACCAGAUAUACCUCCAGAGAUAGGGCAAUAUGCUCUAGCUUUUUAAUUUUUUAAAAUUAUUAUUAUUUUUUUUACCAUAAUCACAAUACAAACCCAUUUUCAAAACUGUUUAGCAAACACUAGACAAUCUUCAGCCCUGAACUUCAUCUAAGGCAGAGGUAAUCAUUCCAUGCUGCAUGGUGUGCUGGGCAAGUCAGCUGAAGGAACGAUUUCCAAGCUAACAAGAAAGUUCUAGAAGGAAUUUUGUUUCAAUCACCAAUAAACAGAGCCCUAGAACAGGAAGAGGUUAAAUUUGCACCCUGUCAGCUCUGCGCAGAGGUGCAUGCAUGCUGUGUUUAGACAUGGGAAGGUACUUGGCAACCUGGCUGGGGCUGUCUCUUUCCCUCAAUGCUGAACUGCUUUCAGGUAAAAACUGCAGCAAGAGCAAGGUGCUUGGAGCAGAUUAGGGCAGUUUAAGUUUGGCUGUAUGUUUUAGCAGAGAACAAAAUUUUAUUGAAAUUAUGUACUGAGGUUUAUUUUUUCCAUUGUUUAAUCUGUAGGGAAUAUAAUCAUUUGGAGAAAAAAAUUACUAAAAGAAACACCUGAUAGAACAUGCAAAUUUAAGCAUUAUUUUACUUUCACAGAAAUAGAGGACUUUUUUUUUUUGAAGUUAUAUGUGAUUAAACCAAAUUUUCAAUGGUGAGAUUAGUUUGCCACAAGCUGAAUUGCAACUUCAUAUUUUGCAUGCAACAGCUCAGUCUAGCAAACAAAAGACUCUAACUUAGCUCUAGUUGACAGAGAUUUCUUAAAUGUUUGUAUACUUUGCUGAAAUAAGACCUAGGAGAUAUCCACAAUACUUGCUUGUCAUAUUGGGUCAUUAUGGGGCUUAGCCUUUCUAUCUUAAAUAAUAGAAUUCAAUAAUAGAACUUUCCUUAAAAAAUAAAAGUUUUAAACAUC